AUGUCGACGCGAAACUCCAGGAGUUAUAUAAUCCAGGAGAAGACACUGCGAGAUGCAAGCAGCAAGCUGCAUGUAAUCAUUGUUGGAGCGGGAUUAGGCGGACUUGGUGCGGCCAUCUCAACACUUCUUGCCGGACACGAUGUGACAGUCUUAGAAGCUGCCUCCAAUAUCGGGGAAGUUGGCGCCGGCAUUCAAGUUCUCCCCAACGCUGCACGAGUCCUCUUCUCCUGGGGUCUGGAGAAGAAGCUUGAAAAGUACGCUACCAAGCCCCAAAAAUGCAACUUCAUCGGCUGGAAGGGCAACUUUUUGUCCGAUAUGGACUAUCACGCCUACGCAGCGGCCGCCGGGGACUUCCCCUUCUGGGACUUUCAUCGCUCUGAUCUACAUCGGUGCCUCCUUGAGCGGGCAGUUGAGCUUGGCGCGAAACUCGAAACCAACGCCAAAGUCGACACGUUUACAGUUUCUCCAGACAAGGCAACAGCAACGGUCUUCCUCGUCGAUGGGCGCAGCAUGUCUGCAGAUCUUGUUGUAGGAGCGGACGGUAUUAACUCGAAACUGAGGGAAGAGUUUCUUUGCAAGCCAGAUCCUCCCCAACUGACGGGAGACCUUGCCUAUCGACUUCUUCUUAAUACUUCCGACAUGUUGAAAGACCCGGAGCUUCGACACUUUGUGGAGAACCCUCAAGUUAACUACUGGGUCGGUCCAGACAAGCACGCCGUUAAUUACGUGCUCAAGGGCGGCAAGCUGUUCAACAUGGUUCUACUGGUACCAGACGACAUACCGGUAGACGGCGGGAACACCUUGCAAGGUAACAUCGAAGAGAUGCGGGGUCACUUUGAGGGAUGGGACCCAAGAAUUGGCAAGAUGUUGAAGAUGUGUGACGAGGUCCUCAAAUGGCGCCUCUGCAUUCGGCCUGGUCUUGAACCGACUUGGUCGCACUCCUCUGGCGCUUUCACCAUGCUUGGAGACGCUGUGCACGCGACUCUGCCGUAUCUUGCCAGUGGGGCAGGAAUGGCGCUCGAGGACGGUGGGGUCCUUGGCUUGUGUCUUGCUCGACUCACCGACAAGUCGCCGUCAUCAAAGCAGAAGGCCCUGAAGAUCUACGAAGAUUGUCGAAGAGAGAGAACGGAGAGAGUUGUUCGCCGUGGCACCUACAACCAAUGGAUGUAUCACCUUCACGACGGUCAGGAACAGGUUGAGCGGGAUGAAAAGUUUAAGAACUUUGCAGAAAUGGAUGAGAAGUGGUUGAGUGAAGACUCUCCUAUUUUGCCUGACUCGCAGGAAACCGGGGAAGACCCAUUCCCUUGGAGAUAUCAUGGCGUAGGAAGGUGGCUGUUGACGUAUGAUAUGUGGAAGGACAUCGAGUCGAAAUGGCCAUCACCAACCUCAGCUUACAGUCACCAAACUCCUCGUGCGAGUCUAUAG
Colletotrichum spaethianum is the source of this 1425-nucleotide messenger RNA. RefSeq names its product FAD-dependent monooxygenase OpS4. The transcript has 2 exons. The record is from RefSeq and is a predicted model, not a curated record. Bases 1 to 1425 code for a protein of 474 amino acids. Gene Ontology annotation, molecular function: FAD binding; monooxygenase activity. Gene Ontology annotation, biological process: secondary metabolite biosynthetic process. NCBI's taxonomy places the organism in Eukaryota, Fungi, Ascomycota, Sordariomycetes, Glomerellales, Glomerellaceae.